Messenger RNA from Aegilops tauschii subsp. strangulata, 716 nucleotides. RefSeq lists its product as uncharacterized. The record is from RefSeq and is a predicted model, not a curated record. Lineage: Eukaryota; Viridiplantae; Streptophyta; Magnoliopsida; Poales; Poaceae.
GCGUGCCCGGGCUUCCACCCCCGCCCCGCGUGUACAAAUACGAGCGCCCAGAAGAGGGCCGGAGACCCCGGUGUCAUAACCGGCAGUGCGAAGAGGACUGACUAGAAGCGGUGCCUCUGAGGGUCUGGUCUUUUGUCUACGGCGGUGCAUAUCUGAGUAUCUGACGACCGCCCGCCGCCGGCGAUGGGCUGCUGGUGGGAGCGCCUCGUGCUGCCGGUGCGAAGGGCGUGGCUCGGCGUCGCCUCCCGCUUCGGUGUGCGCCAGUCCGGGCUGUGGAGGCUCCGGCAGGAGGUGAGCACGUGCGAGUACGAGGACGUGCGCGUGAUGUGGGAGAUGCUGAGCCGCACCGCGUCGGCGCCGCCGGCGCCGGCGACCAGGCGCCACAGCAGGUUCCGGCAGCCGCGGCCGUGGGCCGACAGGCUCCGCCUCUGCCGGGACAUCUAGACUGGGACCGUCGACCGGGGGCCGCCGCUUGCUUGCUUGCUUGCGGCUUACUGCUUGGUCUUGUGUCCUGGUUAAUCUAGCUUCUUGAUCUGUAUUGACCUUCCCUUCCCUUCCAUGGGUUCUCGAUCUUUUUCCUCUGCUACCGCCGCUGUAUGUACGCUGCUUGGGGCUCUGAGGUGUACUCCAUUCCUCCCCGUGUAUCCGGUCGAUCCGCAUGUAGAUGGGUGAUACCUCUGGGGUAUGUGAAUGAACAGAGCUGUUUCGUUCGAAUA